Messenger RNA from Ornithorhynchus anatinus (platypus), 3847 nucleotides. It is a transcript of the gene CCDC138, whose product is annotated as coiled-coil domain containing 138. The coding region runs from base 9 to 1997 and encodes 662 amino acids. The record is from RefSeq and is a predicted model, not a curated record. The transcript is spliced from 15 exons. Lineage: Eukaryota; Metazoa; Chordata; Mammalia; Monotremata; Ornithorhynchidae.
AGACGACGAUGGCGGCGGCCGCCAUGUUGUCGGGUCCGGAGCGGAGCCCGUCCCGGGAGGCGGAGCGGCCCGGAGGCGCGGCCCAGACUGCAGGUUCGAAAGCUGUACGGACGAGAUUUAAAAGUAGAAGAUCUCUAACCUAUCCGGAUAGUUCUGACUCAUCAGAUGAUCCACUUGCAUCCUUGACAGUCAAUUCACCAUCAGAAUGUUCCCACGGUUCAAGAAAACAUUAUAGAAAAUCCCAUUAUGACUUGCACACUCAUCUGAAUCGCCUCCGAGGUGGAUUGGAUGCCCUCUCUGAAAUAAACCCCUUGGAGACGGAGGAAGAGUUAAUCGAGGCUGAUCGGAGAGGCAGUCUUAUGCAGAACACAGGCGCACACGCAGAAGCAGAUGUCACCUUGCCGUCUAGUUUGGCUGCCGACCCAGUGACCUGUAGCGACGAUGACGGCAACCCAGGCGAAUCCCCACUGAAGCACGCCCGCCGGCCGGCCUCGAAAACAGCAAAUAAGAGGAGCUCAUUGCCGCCCUACGUCAGUGAGAUUUAUGAUGAGUUACUGCUGAUACAUCAGAAGCUGCAGCACGAAACAGCAGCCCAGCAAGAGUAUGCCCUCCAACUGCGAGAGAAAGAAGAAUUUUUAAUAAAUAAAGAAGAGAUGCUCCUUCAACAUGAAGCCGCCCUGACCAAGAUCCGAGAUGUUGAAGAAGAAAUUCACGCUAAAUUUCAAAUUUUGAAGGAGGAACACAGUGCAGAUGUUAAACACUUGUCGGAAGCCCUGAAGGAGAAGAUUAAGGAAAAUAAAAGGCUCAAAUCAUCUUUUGACACCUUGAAAGAAAUGAACGAUUCCUUGAAAAAACAGCUUAACGACGCAAGUGGAGAGAACAAGAAACUGGAAGUUCAGGCCAAAAGAGUUCAAGCAAGAUUAGAAAACUUACAGAGGAAGUAUGAGUUUUUGACCGUCCAGAAGUCAAAAGAUGUUUCUCGGGCAGUCGCCGCAAUGAAACCGGGGAAGCAAGAGAAAGCGCCCGCUUCAAGAACUUGCAAGGUACCACUUAAUACCCAAGUUUAUGAGCUUUUAGCAGCUCUUAUGGACUGGAUCGCCGAUCAUCAGCUCAGCAGACUCAGGCAAGAAGAAAUGAAAGGAGACAGCCAGAAGCAUCUGUGCAUGCUUUCCUCCCACAAAAACUAUAUCCAGGAGAAGUGUGCCAAGCUGUUGCCAGUAAUUGCAGAACAGCUGCAGUGGAUGCCGUUCGUGAACCCCGAACUGCACGAACCGCUUGUGAAGUUUAUCUACUGGGCUAUGAGGCAGUUAGAUAGUGGGACACAGCACACGACUGUGACCUCUACUCUGAGGAGACUGGGCGAAGACCUGUUCAAAGGGGUAAUAACGAAGGGAGCCCCCAGUCCCGCAGAGCCUCUGGCAGGGGGUAAACCGAGGACGGCGGCUUUUUUUAAGAGCUCCAGUCUACCUCUGAGAUUUCUCUCCACCUUAAUCGUCCUCAAAACAGUCACUCGAGCGGAUUACCUGGCUCAGGCGUUUGAUUCUCUGUGCUUGGACUUGAAGACCGACGAAGGGAAAGCCUUAUUUUUGGAGUGUCGGGCCGUGCCGCUCCUUUUGGAUCACCUGAGAAUAUCCAGUAAAGGACUGCUGUCGAAUGUCAUCGAUAGUUUGCUUCAGAUGACGGCAGAGUCAAGAUCCUUGCAGCCUUUCCUAGAAGCUUGUAGCAACGAGUUAUUUUUCCGGACCUGCUCUGUGCUGCUUCGCAACCCUAAGCUUGAUACGCAGAUAUUGGAAAAGCUCAGCAUCAUACUGCAGAAACUCUCCAAAAUUAAGAGUAACAAGAAGCUGUUUGAACUUUUUACUAUUCAUCUGAUGCUUCAGGAGAUUCAAAGGACAGCACAUCCGGACAAUGCUUUUCUCAGCAUCAACCUCAAUUCAACGCUCUUCAACCUGGGGAUGACCAAAUGCAGCUCCGUGGCCACCACUACAGUCCAUUAGGAGUCAUCUUUUUGGUCGGUUGUUUGAUGUAUUUCGUCUGAGGAGAAAUUAACCAGAACGACGGAGACACUGACAAAGCAAAGUUAUCCGGUGCGCCAUUACCGUCUCCUGUCAGGGAGUGGAAGGCGUGGAUUUUUUUAAAAAAACUUCCUUUUUUUAACACUGGAACAUUCUGUCUUUUAAACCCAGAUACCACGGCCUUGACAGGUAAAGUUCACGCUGUCGUUUGCCGGGCCUCUCGGGAAAACGUCAGUUUUGAAUUGAUUGCUUGUUACCUUUAGAUUAAGCCGAGGAAGAAGUGUCGGGGUCGGGGGGAGUCCAUUGUCUUUUCCCCGAGCGACAGCCCUCUUGAGGCUGUGGUUCGGGGUGCGUGUGCUGAGGAAACGGAACGAAUCCCCAUCCAUUCCCGAAGAGAUUCCACAACAGGAUCAGUCCUCCGGUACGUGGGACUAAAGACAGUUGCGAAUUUCACCCUUUCAGAACUGUUUUUCUCCAAAGAAUAGCAUUUAGAGUCUUAUUCUGAAAUAGGGAUAUUUCUGUUCCCUGAGGCACAGUGGAAUCCAGUGGAAUUUAAAGGCUUUCUUGAACUGUUAGCCCUCAGUGCUUUAAUUCAUCCUUGAGCAGUCUGGUUCUUUCAAAAUUUGGGCCCACCAAAAGAGGCAUGAGCAGAUACUCUGAGGAAAUGGUAUCCAGGAGGUUGUAGCGUUGGGAAGCUUUUUCAGACUUGUCAGGGCUCUUCUGCCGGUGUAAUUAAAUUGGGAAUUGUUAUUAGGAGGUGCUUGAUUGGGCUGUUUCUAAGAGUUCUUAGAAUCAAAUAACCAGGCUCCUGCUCUUUCAAAAUGUUCAACUUCUUGGAGGUUAAAUAUUCCUUGCCUUCUGAAUGGGUUUGGGCCCUGUCUAAAUCAUACUUUCCCCGAUCUCUUCAGCGGCAGCAAGAACCGCGUUCAAUAUGGACAAUUCUAACCCUGUUCAUUCUUGUUAAAUAUUUUUUGCCUUCUGAAUGGGUUUGGGCCCUGUCGAAAUCGUACUUUCCCCGAUCUCUUCAGCAGCAGCGAGAAUCGCGUUCAACGUGGACAAUUCUAACCCUGUUCAUUCUUGUUAAAUAUUUCGUCUAAAAUAUUUCGUCUAAAAUGUGUUUGUCUAAAAUAGCGGUCUCUGGUCACAUAUGUCUUGAAAGUGUGUGUGUGCGCGCACGCUGUAAAGAAUGUUUAUGGAAAUUUCAAUUUUUAGAAAUUUCCCUUUCCCUUCAAAAAUACGGAAUUGGUUGGAAGCGAUCUGUCCCAUUUCCCAUGCGAAAUAGUUCCCGGAGGCAAUCGGUUGUUCUCCUUAUUGUUGGAAAAUCACUUGUGCCUAGAUAACUGCUUCAAUCCUAAAGAGCGUUGACCUUUAAAACCCUAAAGGACAGACCUUAAAUUUGAAAGUAGUCAUUCAAUUUAGUGGAAAAAGCAAGCACUCCAAAAGAGGUAUGCUGCAGAAGAAAAAAAAAAAAAAUCAGCGUACCAUUUUUGCAGAGGUUUAUUUUUCUCCCACCAUUUCCUUCAAAUUCUUGGGGUCUUUUAAAUCUUUUAUAUUUGAACUGUUUUCUCCAUAAAAGUAAUCACAGGAAAGAAUGUUUGGCAGUGUCCCUGUUGCAGAAAUUAGUUUGUGUUGCUGCACUGUGGCCCUCUAAUAGUCGUAUUUUAAAGCACUUCCUAUCUAGAGAGUGUUCCGUUGGGCCUGCGUCCCUCUCAGAGGCUGGAAAUAAAACACUGAAUAUUUAAUUUCUUUUUAAAUAGCUGUAAAGGUUUUGUACUUAAAAGCAUUUGUUUUAGAGAUGGAUGAAUAAAAUGCCUUUCCUUUUACUGUUUUAA